Messenger RNA from Colletotrichum fioriniae, 588 nucleotides. RefSeq lists its product as uncharacterized. NCBI's taxonomy places the organism in Eukaryota, Fungi, Ascomycota, Sordariomycetes, Glomerellales, Glomerellaceae. The record is from RefSeq and is a predicted model, not a curated record.
AUGUCAGAGUACAGGGACUGGACGCGCGAGACUGAGAACGCGGUCCUCGACGAAGUCGCCGCCGCUCAGAACGACAGCCCCGAGCGCACUGAUCCGCCUCAGACGUUGCCGCCUGGCCAGCCAUCUGAAGACACGCAAGUUGAUAGAACCGAGUCGCCCUCACGACCAAGUACUUCAUCACAAUGGGAACCCAGACCAGGCUUUGCGCACAUCGACGGCGAUGUCAAUGGACGUGGGUACAAUGAGACUUUGGUCGACAUAGUCUGCGUGCCGUGUCCCGGAGCCGACCCAGUCGAAACAUGGGCCCGCGACCCACUGCCGGAGGGAUACUUCGGACGGGCUACCGAUGUGCCGCCGACUGCGUUGAAAGAGCUCGCGGGAGCUAGUAUCUUGUCGCCAACGAUCAAUCGACAUCUUCCCAAGGCGACUCAUCUGUGGGUGAGGCAGGGGAUUCGGAAGGAGGUUAGCGAGGCUCGAGUGCUACUCUACCGGCAUCGCGAGUUGGUGGAGGGACUCACGCUGGAGGAUCUGGCGAAUGAUUUGAUUGAGCAAGUCUGGAACACAAGAUAUGGCAACGUGAGUCUUUAG